Messenger RNA from Anopheles bellator, 2312 nucleotides. RefSeq lists its product as uncharacterized. Lineage: Eukaryota; Metazoa; Arthropoda; Insecta; Diptera; Culicidae. The annotation marks the transcript as partial. Gene Ontology annotation, cellular component: extracellular region. The transcript has 5 exons. The record is from RefSeq and is a predicted model, not a curated record. Gene Ontology annotation, molecular function: chitin binding.
UUUCUAGGCACAAUCGAACAGUUAGAGAGUACCUGUGUUUUUGAUUCCGAUUUCGGUCUCAUCCUGAACUGUGCCUUCAAAAAGUCCGGCCUCUUCCGGGUGCGGAAUUUGGGCGGCGUCAAGGCCCACUUCGGGUUAGGUUUCAGCGUCGGAGAUGAGCUGGGACUGGCGGAGUCGCUCGGCAACGUCGAGGCGAACAAGCGGCGCGCCCUGAACAUCCGCACCAGCGCCAAUAACAUCGGCGUAUUGCCCGCGUCCAAAAUGCCUACAUCGUACCCGCCACUGCAGCCGCUUCAACCCUCGCAGGGCCCCGGUGCGCUGGUCCAGCCCAUCCAGCAGAGUCGUCCACAGGCAGUGACCGUGCCGAGACCGAAGCUUCCGCCGAAUGGCCUGCCGAAGGUACCGUCGUCGGUCGCGCCGGUCUACAUGUCACCGGCGGCCGGGCUGAUGACAAAGGCCACCUCCCUGCCCCUUGGCGUACCCCCCUUCCGCCCGAUCCCUCCCAAGCCCACCGAGCCCGAACCGGUGAGAUUCGACCCGACCGUGCUGCGGCGCAACUUUGCCUUCCGAACCGCCCAAACUCCCGAUCCCUCCUUCCAGAGCCAGCUCAUGAACCAGACCUCCUCCUACCACCGCGGUUCCAUCUCCCGCAUCUCCGCUCCCGCCGCCGCCCUGGCGGGGGCUUCCCCGAACCACCAGAUUAUCUACAAGGAGGCACCGCACCUGCAGGUGCAGAAGGUGCCCGCCUUCCAGGCGAUGCCCGAGUCCGUGUCCCGCAUCUCGACCGGCCCGGUCGUCCAGGUUGACAACAGCAACAAGCUGCAGCCGACCGUGAUCAAGAACUCCAUCAUGAGCAUUCCGCCGCGCCGACCACCCGUCAAACCCAGUCUGGCCUCGGCGACCGCGGCUACCGCCGCCACCGACGACGACGUCGGUGAGGUGGACCUGAUGGGCCACACGGUCGAGGAGCUGGCCGCGGCGGCCAACGUAAGCGUCGAGGUCAUCCGGGAGGCGAUCCGCGUCCGGCAGCAGGAGAUGCGCGCCCAGAAGCAGUACGAGAAGCAGCAGGCGGCCUACGCCCAGGCCCAGUUCCUGGCGGCCCAGCAGAAGACGACUACGACCACGACGACGACGACGACGACCCCACGUCCACGGCGCUACCCGACCAACGCGGGCCAUAAGGUCAUGAACGCACCGAAGGAGUACUACCCGGUCGGAUACGACAAAAACUUCGACGACAACUUCACCUCGAAGGUGGACCUGCCGCACACGACGUUCAACUGCGGCGAACAGAAGCACUUCCCGGGGCUGUACGGCGACGAGGACCUCGGGUGUAUGGUCUUCCACGUGUGUGCCCUAACGGACGAUGGGUUGAUCAUGAAGUCGUUCCUGUGCCCGGAAAGCACACUGUUCGACCAGACGGUGCUCAAGUGCAACUGGUGGUUCUACGUGGACUGCAAGAGCAGCAAGAACCUGUACGACUCGAACCUGCCCGUCUCGAAGAGCUACCAGCUGAUGAAGGCGCUGUCGUUCUUCUCGUCCAACUACAAGACCGGCAGCGAUUCGGCCGAGGGCGUUGACGUGGAAGCGCUCAAAAACAGUGUCGCCACGGCCGUGGCCGUCGGAGGCUCGGCCCGCUCGCUCGAUAGCAUCAGCGACAACAGUAUCGCCGGAUCGACUGGCGAAAUUCAGCAACCGCCAACGAAGCUGAAUGCGACGGUGAGCAGCAGCAGCGCCGGCAGCAACAAAACCGACAGCUCCACGUAAAGACGCGGCGAUGCUGCGAUUUGCAACCGGGCUGCUGAAUGCCGAACGCGGAAAGUAACACAAAUGGUUGUGCCGUCGACGCCGCAGAGUCGUUAAUUCCUUCGCCAUCGACUCCCGGAUGUGGUCCCCCGGAUGACGGAGCUCCCGGAGCAGCUUGUAUUCGUUCUCCUGUACGACUCCUGUAACACUACACGCCGCUACACGGGUACACACGCUGGCGUGUGCGUCUCGAUGCCAAACACGUUUCGAUUGCGCACGGUUAUUGCGCCUGCACGUUAUGCAAUCCGCACACCACCGCCCAUUCGUUUUCUUCAGAGAUUGCUCCUUGGCAUGCGUGUAAUCGCCCAGCGCCACUACUAUUAUCCGCCAGCCUUACAGAUGUGUUACUGCUCACAAAAGGGAUCGAUGACGGAAGCGAACGGAGCGCCAAAUGUUUGCCAAAGUGGGUCUGUGGACAAGUGGAAACACUUGCUAGCAUCCUCUGGGGCCAGGACGCGUCCGAUUGGCCGUGCUCAGUUUUCUUCGGCAAUCCUCAACAGACACUA